Messenger RNA from Cygnus olor (mute swan), 3102 nucleotides. RefSeq names its product kizuna centrosomal protein (gene KIZ). Gene Ontology annotation, biological process: spindle organization. NCBI's taxonomy places the organism in Eukaryota, Metazoa, Chordata, Aves, Anseriformes, Anatidae. The transcript has 6 exons. The record is from RefSeq and is a predicted model, not a curated record. Gene Ontology annotation, cellular component: centrosome. The coding region runs from base 67 to 1131 and encodes 354 amino acids.
CCGGGGCGUGGCGGCGCGGGGCAGGGCGGGAGGCGUCGCGUUGGCCACGGCCGUAAACAGCGCGGCAUGAGCCGGGGGGGGGGCACCGGCACCGAGAGCGGCACCGGGAGCCUCCUGCGGCGCCUCCGCGACAGUGAAACCAGAAGGCUGGAAUUGGAAAGAAAACUGAUGGAAUACAAAAAAUCUGAUGCAUACCUAAUGAAACUAAAGUACACGAAGCUGAAAAAAUACUUGGAAGAAAUAAACGAACGACAAAAAAGAGCUCUUCUGCGAAACCAGGCCAUUUUAAAGGAAUUGAAGCAGUUUGAAGCUCAUAUGAAAACUUCAAGUUCAGAGCUAAUUCAGAAGAUGGAAUGGUAUGGGAGAGAAAUUAAAAGUGUGUUAUCACUUCGAGAGGGCAACUUGUCAGCACAAGGUGACGAGAGAGAAUACAACAAGCAGAAUCCAUGGGUUGUGAGACAGGCAGGAAUUCACUCCGGGACAGCCAUGUCAAGAGGCUUAUAUCACCCAGCGACAAUCUUUAUGGGCCACCACACGUCAGCUGCCUGGAGCAUGCAGCAGAAAGCCCCCCAGGCUGCUGAGAGCCAUUUGGUGCCCAAGCCGUGCUCCCACAGACAGGCAGUGCUGAGCAGUGAUGAGACAGACAGAUGCCUCCUACGAGUGGGCAGUGACAUGCCAUGUACGAAUAAACGUGACAAACAAGAUGGGAAGGCAGAUGUCCUGGUGCAGGAGAAAAUGCCCAUCACAUCCAGAGUGGCAUUGGCAGAGAGCAGCAUGCACAGCAGCCUUUCUAAUUUAACAGAACACAGAAAUCUUGCUGAAUGCCACUUGCUGUCACCCAACAGAGUGAGUGUGGAGAGCAGGACUGCUUACUUAAACAGUGACACCUCAGUGGAGGGGGAGGAGGUGACCUGUGAGCACCUGGUAGCAAGUGCAGAAGACUACAAGCAGCCUGUCCCUGUGGCAUUUGUUCCUGAGCCCAGCAUCUCUGAGGAAGACCAGGAAAGCAUCCCAGGCCCUUCAUCACAGGGUGCUGAAGCUGCUCAGUUUUUCACUUUUCAGCUGGGGUGUUCUGAUGCAAGACAGCUCUAUGCUUCUGCUUUGCUUUGCUCACCUCUGUUGGCAGAGUGACUGUUGACAGAGUGACAUCCCCUGCUCCAUCCCUCAGGGUUUUGGCUUCUUUCUGCUCUUCACUGUGAGCAGACAAAUGGGAGGAGGAGGAUGAAGGAUGUGCAAGGCAACAACCAAGAGCAAGCAGCUGUACUGGGCUUUCUGCACCAGUGCCAGACCUUCUGCAGUCCUUUUCAGUGGCUCCUAUGAGGCUGCUUUGUCCUGGCAGCCUGCUUAAGAUGGACCUCAAAGUUUAGAGGGGUCCUGCGGGAUGCUCUCUGCUCAGCUGGAUGAUUCUUCUGUAAAAUAAAGCCUCCUCAUCCAUCCGUGGCAUGCUGUUCUUCUAGCAGAUGUGAGACUUGGUCAAGUCUAACCUGAGAACUGAAUUAGGGGGUGGCACAUCUGUUAGAAAGCGAAGAUUUUUUCUUUGGUGUGACCACAGGUGUCUUGAAGUAGUUUGAGCCUCAUUUUAAGAGUUUUAAUGUCAACAUAUUUCACUGGCAGCAUAGGUGACUUCUCUUUCAGGUUGAUUUCCUUCUCCUUCAAAUGCUUGUGCAGAAUAGCUCAUUCAUAUUUGGAAAUGCAUGUCAAGAACCAGCAUUUCCGUGAAUGAGGCUGGAUUAACUAUUACUUGUUCUGCCUUGUUUCAUGCUUUCUUGAGAGAUGCGAUGCAGGUUCUCCAGCUGGAAUGUUCUCACACAGGGAUGAAAGACUGUGCUUCCUCUUGAAGGCUGCUUCCCAACUUCUCACCUUUUUUUUUUGUCAAGACAAAAUGUGUUCUCUCCUGUUUUUACUGGAUUGCUUGCUUAUUUUGAAGUUAGCUAACAGACUUGUUCUUAAAGUUGCGGUGACAAAGAUUUGUCUCCAAGUAACAGUUUCUUCCAUUUUUAAGACCUGGCAGAAAUGCCAUGCCCUGCCAGUUAACACAGUGAUUUUUGACUUAAACUAGUUUUCCAGGCUGCAUAAGAAUAGCUAAAAUGGAGCUUUUUAAUGGAAACUGUUGGCAACCCUAGUGAUGCAGGGACUCCUGUUCUCCUGUAAUGAUCGUGGCUUUCUGUAUAGAUGAAAGCUGGCAUCCCCAUCUUCUGAUGAUCUUCUGUACUACUUGCUUUUUUUCUCCUGAUCCCUAUUGCUUUUUCUUUCCCAAAGAAAUCUAUUCGCCUCUGAUUUUUUUCACCUGGCACACUUCCACUUCUGUGCUGCUGUGAGAGGCUGUCCAUGCUGGAGCUGGGGGGGACGGGUGGCCCCUGGGCUCUGCUGGCAGCUCUGUGCUGCCCAAAGGAUGGUGCAAGGGGUCAGUGUUGUGUGGCUGGAAGAGCAAUGCUCCUUUCAUUUCUGCAGUGGGGUACCACUGCCUUCAGAGAAACCAUGCAGCUGGGUUUGAAAUUAAAAUGGGCAUUUUGUCACAGCAUGGUAAUCCCUUUGGGCUGCCCACAGGGCUUGCUAGGUCUGCUGCCAAGCGCAUGUUGCAGAGCGAGCAGGCUGAUGUCAGCCAGGUUCGAAUUUGUACAGCAUAGUCUUUCAGCUCCUGCAAGUUGGCCCUUUGUGCUGCAAGUGAGGGGAGCAGAAGAUGCUUGGCUCCACUCUACAUAGCAGGAGCAACGUGUGCCAGGCUUUGUGCAAGGAGAGGAGGUCCUGGCAUCGGCUGCUGUUUGUCACAGCCCUCCAUAAUUCGGGCCUGAGCUGAGCAGAAUGCUGGGUGCUGUACCAUAAGCAGCUGCGUGAAUACUGCUUAACUCAAACCCAUGGUGAAUUUUAUGGAAAACUGGGAAUUUCUGUGACAAUGCUAAUUUAUUCCAGCAAUUGUUGGUCCAUUCAGUUUUGGUGUUUUUUGAAAUGUAGGUGUGUUUUUUCUUUUUUGGCACAUGAUUCAGCCCUGUAUUCUCCCUCUUUAGAAAAGGUAAUUAAUGUGCUGAAUUUAAAAGCCUCUGGGCAGACAUUUCUUCUGCAAGGUUUAAAAAAACUGUGAAAGAAGCCUCUUCAGGUGCAUUU